Molecule: messenger RNA, 2727 nt
Organism: Triplophysa rosa
Lineage: Eukaryota; Metazoa; Chordata; Actinopteri; Cypriniformes; Nemacheilidae
Exons: 3
Coding region: 51-398 (115 amino acids)
Biological process (GO): peptidyl-histidine dephosphorylation
Cellular component (GO): cytosol
Molecular function (GO): protein histidine phosphatase activity
Source: RefSeq, a predicted model, not a curated record
UGACGUCUGUGGCUCGUGUUUCUGCUGCUGCUUUUUAUACCACAGUGAAGAUGGCCGACGCUCUGAGCAAAGUGCCCGACGUUGAGAUUGAUCCGGAGGGAAAGUUUAAAUACAUUUUAGUGAAUAUAAAGGUUAAAGGUGGAACGGAUAAUAAAGUGAUAGUGAGGGGAACUAAGAGUGCGGAGUACCACAAUCACAUAUUUGAAAAAGUGAAUCCUGCUAUGGAGACUUUGGGAUUGGAGUGCAGUUGUCUUGGAGGAGGCAAGAUUGAGCACAUCAGCAAUGAUAAGAAACUGCACGUGUUUGGGGAGUCUACGGGCUAUGGAAAGGCUGACCAUGCUGUCACAGUGGAAAAGAUCAAAUCUGUCUAUAAAGAUUAUGAAGUCACUAUGGAAUAAAGUAGUACAUUUAAAUUCCUGGUAGAAUGAUUAAAAAUGUACAAUUUAAUAACACUUUACAUAUUAUUCUAUCAUUGUAAAAAAGAUUAUAUAAAUGUUCACACACAAUCCUUUGUUAGCUGUAUUGAAGCAGACCUUUGAUCAAGUACGUUUACAUGCACUCUCAUAAUGCGAUUAUAAUAGGAUUUUGGCAAUAUUGUGAUUACAAUUAACCUUAUGUAAACGCAAUAAUUUGAUCUAAAUAAUGCGAUUAAGCAUAAUCGAAGUUGCAUAUGUGGCGUACGUCAGUUUUAUUCGCAAUAAGAAGGCAUGUAAACACCUUUAUCUCAUUUAUGCUGCUCUGACCAAUGUGCGCAUGCGCUUCUGUUAUCCACCUUAAGUGCAAAUUCAUGGUAAACAUGGCAGUCUGAAGUUUUACCGUCAACACAACUCGCUUCCAGCAGUCUCUGCUCCUUAUUAAAGUCCCCGUGAACCGGAAGUUGCGAUCGUUUUUCCUUUGUAUUCUGAAACAUUUCCGAGUAAAAAGGAAUGUCAAAGGUGAAAAUUGGUGGCCGUGGCUUGCGUUUUUCACUGCGAAUUGAUUGGAUGUGUAAAGACAGGUGUUGCAUUGAUUUUGAAAUGAAACUGGUAGCAGACUGACAGUUGGGGAGAAGUUAAGGGAUGCUCCGGCCAAUGCUGUCUAAUUUAAGUCAUUUCAGAUGGAUAGUAAUUUCAAGGCGGAAGUGCAUUUUCAGAUUUUAACUGAAGAUUAUGAGGGUACAUGAAUUUUAAAAAGAAAAUGACCCACAUUGAUAAGCUAUUUACUAUAAACGCUGCAAUAUUUCAUGAAAAAAUAAGAAUAGUAAUUUUUAAUUUCACAGGGACUAUAAAACGAUAGCCAGUAACAUGCCUACUGUUCCCGGGAGCAUCGUUUGUACUGCGUAUUAUAGCAAAUAAUCAGAAUAAUUAAACUGGCCUUGUUAUCUAACGGUAGGCCUACUGUUUAGCGUGUUGACAAAAUGUAAGUCGCUUAAAAGCGUCUGCCAAAUGAAUAAAUGUAAAACUGCGUGUAAACGGGAGUGAAGAGGUUUGCUCAUGUCAUGUAAACAUGUUACUACGAUUAAUUGGACUUACUCCGAUUAUUGGAAAUAAUCGCAUUAGUGGUGCACAUGUAAAUGAGCUUGAUACACUACACAACGUGUAAUCCGCAGAGAAACUCUGCUUGUGGAGUGAUAAACAUAUCCUGUCUCCAUCAAGGAAUGUGUCUGUUUAGAGACCGGAAAUAGAUGAAAGAGUAUCUCCGAAUGAGUCAUGUUAAUCUCAUACUGGACUGUGUGUCUAUCUAUCAUUCAUUCAUUGAUACUUUCAUUCAUAUUUAAGUAAACCAAACUAUAAUUUUUAUAUUAAAUACUUGGCUCCCUUAAAAUUUUAAUAUAAAAAUCCAUGAUUGUGCAAAGCUUAACACUUACAUAGUUUGAUAUGUGAUAUGUUCAAUAAAACACAUCAGAAACCUAAUUAUAAUAUCCCAAAUUUGAUCAACUGUAUUCUGUAAAAGGGAUUUUUCCAUCCUGUUUUGAAGUCUUCACCAGCUUCCUGCAUCGUGAGACCUUGAAUGAAAGAAUAUGACCCCAUUGUCUGUAAGGCUCACUUUCAUUUAUACACUUCUAAUGGCUGAAAACUAAAUUGUAUAUUAAUCGUUAUAGGUUCUGGCAAGCAUUAGGGUUCUGUCUGUUUACAAUGGCCUUCCCAAAAAGAACAUAGAUGAAUUAGUUAAUAAUUUUUAAGUGUCAGUGCCUCAUUCUAAUAUUGUUUACAUUCAACAUGUCAACAAGAUGAAGAGCUGUGAUUUAUUGAGUUCCAUUUUCCCUGUGAAAUUCCCAUCUUCCUGUGACACGUCGUGAGUCUAUUUGAACAUAAUGGUGCUGUAUUUGGAAGUUCCUGUAGAUAUUAUCUCCAUCAUAACCUUCCCCUAAUGUUUCCUCUAGCAUGUGGCUGGCACAUGUCUUCUCACUUACGGUCAAGGAUGUUAACAAAAAAUAGGUGUCGUUCUAUAAAGUGCAAGUGGUAAUUAAAAGCAGUAUUGGCAGCCAACAUUCUCACCCUUUCUCCAGACAAGAAUAUUUUCGGAACGCCCCAGGUUAAGUGCGUUACGGUAAUUUUAUUGAUGUGUGCUGCAGGACAACUUACAGGAACCACAGGAUCCCUUUUAAAUCCUUAUACAGUCACAAUACAAUUGUGCAGCAUCUUAGUAGGAAAGUCACUUAUUCAUUCAUAACUAAGAGCCUUCCAAAAAGAUAACUUUACUUAUACAAUGUAAUUUAAUCAGAAUAUACAGAUUGUUUUGAGUGAC